Drosophila novamexicana is the source of this 803-nucleotide messenger RNA. It is a transcript of the gene Gar1, whose product is annotated as probable H/ACA ribonucleoprotein complex subunit 1. Gene Ontology annotation, cellular component: box H/ACA snoRNP complex. Gene Ontology annotation, biological process: ribosome biogenesis; snoRNA guided rRNA pseudouridine synthesis. Gene Ontology annotation, molecular function: box H/ACA snoRNA binding. The coding region runs from base 72 to 731 and encodes 219 amino acids. NCBI's taxonomy places the organism in Eukaryota, Metazoa, Arthropoda, Insecta, Diptera, Drosophilidae. The record is from RefSeq and is a predicted model, not a curated record. The transcript has 3 exons.
CACUAACAGCUCACGGGUAGUCGCACGUGUUUAUAUUUGUUUCCGACUUUGUUGCGCCUUUUCGCAUUAAAAUGGCUUUUGGACGCCCUCGUGGUGGUGGUGGCAGAGGUUCUCGCGGAGGUGGUGGAGGUGGUGGAGGUGGACGCGGCGGUGGUGGAUUCAACAAGUUCGGAGGAGGAUUUAAUAAAGGCGGAGGUCGGGGCACCUUUGAUCAGGGCCCGCCCGAGCGUGUGAUUGCAUUGGGCAACUUUAGCUAUGCAUGCCAGAACGAUCUAGUUUGUAAAGUAGAUAUAGAUGAUGUACCAUAUUUCAAUGCACCAAUAUUCCUGGAAAAUAAGGAGCAGAUCGGAAAAAUUGAUGAAAUUUUUGGCACAGUUCGGGACUACUCCGUCUCCAUUAAACUUUCUGAUAAUAUAUUCGCAAAUAGUUUUAAGCCGAAUCAACAGUUGUUUAUUGAUCCUGGAAAGUUGCUGCCAAUUUCAAGAUUUCUACCAAAGCCACCACAGCCGAAAGGUGCUAAAAAGAAGGGCGGCCCUAGUGGUGGAGGAGUAAGGGGGCGUGGAGGCGGAAUGGGACGUGGUGGACGCGGCGGCGGUGGCUUUAGGGGAGGGUCAAGCCGAGGAGGAGGCGGCGGUGGAUUUAAUAGAGGACGCGGUGGCGGCGGCGGCGGUGGUGGAUUUAAUAGAGGUCGUGGUGGCGGUGGUGGCGGAGGAGGGCGCGGCCGUUGGUAAUACAAAAUGUGAAACUGAAUAAAAUGAAAAGAAAAAAUAUAAAAACUAAUUAGAUGUUUGAUAAAUCGUAAA